Molecule: messenger RNA, 1416 nt
Organism: Folsomia candida
Lineage: Eukaryota; Metazoa; Arthropoda; Collembola; Entomobryomorpha; Isotomidae
Exons: 5
Coding region: 71-1300 (409 amino acids)
Source: RefSeq, a predicted model, not a curated record
UGAAUUAAUUACUGAUUUUAGUAGGUUUUAACAUAUCGCCAAGGAAGGGAUUAAUUUGUGACUUGCAACAAUGUCUCCCACUGAUUUGGACCUUUGUCGCGUCAAGUUUUCCGUAAAGUUAGACCAGAUUUCGGAAAAGUUGAGCACAAAGGUGCAAGAUGCAAUUAGAUCGAUUGAAUUGACCAAGCUGGACAAAGAGUUUGACUUUUUUGUCCCACAAAUUUACAGUGCUGCCAACCUGGGAAAUAUUUUGAAAAUCACGCCGGAAAUCAUUGCCGUCACGGAAGAGCUUGAAGAAUGGAUUUCCGACAAUUAUUCAUCCUUCGUCAACCCCAAAUAUGGUGCACGAUUGGCGAAUCACGCCGUUUCGUACAUAUUGCGAAUCUGCCCUAGUUAUUCUGUAAAGGAGGCAAAAUUUCGUAUUUUGUGCUACUACUUCAUCAUAGGAUUUAUCAUGGACGAUUGGUACGAUGAUAACACGAAGGGCGAAGACGAUGGAUAUUGUUCUUUGGAGUUGAAGAAGAUACAAUAUUUCGACCUGGUGAGCAAAGAAAUUGGCGAAAUGUUCGAGGUGAAAGGAUUUGGAGGGGGAACGGACGAAAUAGACCUCAACCAACUAGCCACAAAGGCCAUGAACACGGACAUGAUUAAGGAACAACCAUUCUUGGUAGCGAUUGCGAAUUCUUUCGAAGACAUAUACGCUCAGUCCCUAGAAAUUAAUGAUAGCAUGACGCUAGGCACGUUUUGGGCACCUUUCAAAAUUGAUUUCCUUUUAACUUCGGAAUCUGUCCGAUGGUCCUUCACAAAUGCGAGGAUGGGAAAGCUGGACUCGUUUUGUGUGGAUACGUACCGCUAUUUUAAAACUAAGGAAGCUGGAUUCGGAAACUUUAUCAAUAUCAUUACGAUCCUUGAGAGUAUCAAUUUGCCUCAAAUAAUUAAGUGCAAUCCCGUCUUCGUUAGAUGGUUGGACAUGGCGGAAAAAUUCGUCGGGACCAUGAACGAUCUCCUCGGGCUGCAGAAAGACUUGUUAUACGGGGAGGAAGAUGGCAUCAUUAUGUUCAAGCUGAGGAAGGGGACAUCUCUCAACGAUGCGGUGGAUGAAGAGUUGAAACUGAUUGGGGACUACGUGAAGGAUUACGGAGAACUGAGAACAUUCAUACUCACAGAAUUUGGCGAGAAAUACGUCCAGGUCGAGACGUUCGUGGAUUUUGUGGAUUCAGCGUUGCACGGGUCACUGUAUACUUUCAGGGAUUCGAUAAAAUACGGAAUGAAGGACCAAAUUCGAGUGGACUACAAUUAAUCCAACAUGAAGUUAAAUUUCAAUUCAGAAUGAAAUAUUUAUCAAUUAGAAUGGCAAUAAUUUUUACUUUAAUUUGUAUUCAAAAUGAUGUAAGUAAAUAAACGUGUUUCAUGAGA